AUGAUUGAACACGAAACAGCGUUAGAUCUGUUUCAACGGUUGACCAGUCAAGAUGACACCAAACAACAACUCCUCAUCGAUCGUCUCAAUCGAUGCCAUCAACUAUUAUUUCCAACUUAUGCACAGAAACACGCUUGUUUAACCGAAGUCUUAGAUCAAAAUCGAACGAUGACCAAAACCUUUCUUCAUGAUUUCAUAUUCAAUUCCAUUGAAUAUAUGAACUAUCGAAAUGAGCUCUUACAGUUACCAUUCAAAUCCGAAGAGAUUAAUUUUAAUUCACCUCAAGCGAAUAAAGAUUCUCUUAGGUCAGAAAAACCACCAUUACAAAUGAAACUUGAUUACGAUGAAUCGAUUAUUUUUCUCUACAUUGACACGGAAUACAAAGAAUGUCCGUUCAUCAGUGAUUACGUUCAAUGGUACGACUGUCAAACAUCAACUGAUCUAAUCAGUACAUUACUUCGUCUUGAACAAUCAUGUUUUAUUUCAAAUCCUACCCAACGAUUCGUAUUGAUCAUUGAUUCGAGUACACAAGUGCCAAUCAAUGAUUACUUCAUCUCAACAACACCUUCACAUGUUAUGCCCAUCGAAGAAAACAAACUUUUGACUAUUCAAUGGCAUACCAUACUUUGCCAUUUGAUUCCCAAGUAUAAACUCUCGUGUGUUUUAGUUGAGCAUCUCGAUAUCGACACACCCAUGUUUGACCGACUUAUUGGUAAACGCGAUGAAAGGUCAAUUCGACGGAAUAGUAAGAACAAAGACACACAAAUUCCAUUUUCUGAAUUUGCCUUUGGACGAUUGAUGAACAGUGAACAUUAUAUAAACAAUCAAUUCGAUUAUCGACAAAUACGUGCUAGUGACAUGCUGAAUUUUCAAUAUGAUUUAAAUCAAUCGACACACGCAAUGUCUCUUUUAGAUCUUGAACAAUAA
Messenger RNA from Adineta ricciae, 927 nucleotides. Lineage: Eukaryota; Metazoa; Rotifera; Eurotatoria; Adinetida; Adinetidae. The record is from the annotation of a GenBank genome assembly.